AUUACUUUUCUUUCUUAUUCGCCACUAACUUUACGAAUCGUUUCACCGUUAGUCACCAGCCGUCCAAUUCCGUUAAAAUCAUCCUACAUGGCAGUCAACUAAACCCUUUGACCGUUAGUUUGAUGACAUGGUAAUUAAAAAUUAAAAAAUAUUAAUUUUCAAAUUAAAAAAUAUUUCAUCUUCCUUUCAUUUCUUCCUCCCAGCAACACUUAUCCUUGAAUCCAAUCGAACUCCUGAUGGAACAUUAAUUCACAUUCAGACAUGAGGCAGGAAAAUAGUUGUGUAGCCACGGCGUGUGCUGCUCGAGAUGAAAGACCGGACUACUCCAGCUAAGUUGGGAAGGAGAAGUUUAGAAAAGUGAUGUACAAGGAGACUUCGAGGAUUUGAGGAAGCUGUGGACGGCCGAAGCUUUGAGGAAGCCAUGGAUGGAUCGAGCAGCAAACAAGAAGCAACACCACCACUCUGACUCUGGUAUAUAGAAAAGAAGGUGAUCGAGAAAGUGAGAAUGAAAGGAAUGGGGAGUAACCCCAGCCACUAUAUCGCUUUCCUCCUCUCCCCCAUACUCUAUCUUCCUGCUUCCUCCACCACCGCCAAGGCAACCUCCGCCGGUGGCUCCAUGUGGCUGACCAGGAUUAAGCUGCUCCGUCGACGGACACCCUCACCCUUGGCCACGUCUACAGGCUCAUCACCAAUCAAGGUUUCCCAUCUUCCUCUGUUUCUUCUCCUUAACAGUGACUUAAUUUCAUCAUUUCCGGCUUAUUGUGGUUCUAAAUUUAAUUUGGUGCUUUCUAUUUUCUUAAAACCAAUCAGUAGAGGUGAUGAAAGGAUUGUCGGCGAAGAAGCAGGCAAAGCUUAAUAAAAACUAUCCUCAUUUCCUCAAACAAACAAAAAGGAACAAAAUGUAUGCUUUGAUUCUCAAGUUUCGAAGAAGGAAAGGAAGAGAAGUGGAGGGGGAAAUAGGAGCAGUGGAAGUUACAGCAACAAUAGUGAAGGGUCAUUUUCAUAUUAAUCUUAGCUGGUGGAGCAGGGAGUGGGAGUGGGAGCGGGAGAUCAUCAAGAACAUGGCAACCAUCACUUAACAACAUCUUGGAAUCAGCCGGCAACGGCAACAUCUAAUCGCCUUCUUCAAUUAUGUAGUCCCCCCUUUCCCCUCCCCUCCCCUCCCCUCCCUUCUUCAUCUCGAAAAGCAUCACGCCGCCUCUACACAGUUAUUUUCCUGUCUCAGAUCUGGAUGUGAAUUGAUGUUCCAUUAGGAGUUGGAUUUGAUUCAAUGAUAAGUGUUGCUGGGAGGAAGAAAUCGAAGGAAGAUGAAAUAUUUUAAAAUUAAUAUUUUUUUAUUUUAUAAUUGCCAUGUCAUCAAACUAACGGUCAAAGGGUUUAGUUGACUGCCACAUAGGAUGAUUUUAACGGAAUUAGACGGUCGGUGACUAACGGUGAAACAAUUCGUAAAGUUAGUGGCGAAGAAGAAAGAAAAGUAAUUUGGGUGGCAAAAAUGAAAGAUUUGUAUAAUUCGAAUGACCAAACGUGUAAUUUAGCCAAAAAAAAAUAUGUUAAGUACGACAUAUACUAUGAAAAAUAUGAGUGCACAAAAUUUAGAUAAGUUAAUAAAUACUUGCAAUUCAUGUCUAAAGUAGAGCAACUUAUAGCCUCUUAAUAAUAAGUUCAAAAAGAUAAAUCUUAUCAAGAAGCCACAUUCCCCUCCAUGCUAAUGAAUUUGAGAAGAGCCUAGACGGUUAAUUAGAUUACUUUAUUGAAGUUCAGAAUGCAUCAAAGUAUCUGGUAUGUAUCUUUUAAUCUUAAACGUAUCAUAUUGUAGGUGGUUUAUUUUUAAAAUAUAAUUUUUAUAAUUAAUUUCAUGAAAAGAAUACCCAUUCAGUGAAGUAAAAGCGUAAAAACGUAAAGCGUUUUAGUGAAUUAGAAGCGUAAAAGCGUAAGUUUUUAAGUUUGAAGCGCAAUUUAGUCUGAUUUUAUACACUAAAGUUUUUACAUAGAAACAAAAGCGUUUUGGUGACCUAGAAGCGUAAAACCGUAAGUUUUUAAGUUUUAAAGCGCGAUUUUGACUACAUUGCUUACAGGAAUACAGGCCGAUCCGUAACUUCUCCCAGUGUAAGUCGAGGACGAAUGAUCAUAAGGCAUCUUCAAAUUUACGGCAUGAUCAUCAAUGUUAGGGCCUAGCCCGUAACUUGUCAGAGAAGACCGUAAUUCUUGGUUUAUGGUGUGUAGCUAAAACGACGUUUUGGCAAAAGUUACGGGCAGAGGAAGUACGUUACAACAAUAAAAUUGAUCAUAACUAGGGAUGGAAAUUACAACCCGCCCCGCUAGGUGUUAUUGCGACAUGACUUGACCUGGCCUGUGAUGGGCGGGUAGAUUUGAGGCAAAAGAAGACCGUAAUUCUUGGUAUUAUCGCGACCUGACCUGUGAUGGGGCAGGACACUGGUAUCUACUUCCCACCGCUCUGCCCCGCCGUGUUCUUAGCCUAUUCUAUCUCAUUUUCUAACAGUAUCUAUUCAUAUUUCUCUUAUUUUUACUUUUCUUCAACUAGUUUGACUUGAUUUUUAAACUACUUAGACUCAAUUACUCAUUCUAUUACCACUAUUUUCGUACAUAAAGUGUUUUUUUCCUUCGUUUUAUUCUAAAAAGUAAAAGUUCACAUGUAUUUUUUUCCAAAUUACAUGUAACAGUGGGUCGACAUGCCCCGCCACAAACCCAUGUUCCGCCCCGCCCGCCCCAUUGCCAUCACUAGUCGUAACUCGCGAAUCUCCAUAGGAUAAAGGGUAUAAUCGGGA
This is a messenger RNA of Linum trigynum, 2786 nucleotides long. The record is from the annotation of a GenBank genome assembly. NCBI's taxonomy places the organism in Eukaryota, Viridiplantae, Streptophyta, Magnoliopsida, Malpighiales, Linaceae.